Molecule: messenger RNA, 1032 nt
Organism: Debaryomyces fabryi
Lineage: Eukaryota; Fungi; Ascomycota; Pichiomycetes; Serinales; Debaryomycetaceae
Exons: 1
Coding region: 1-1032 (343 amino acids)
Cellular component (GO): SAS acetyltransferase complex
Molecular function (GO): histone acetyltransferase activity
Source: RefSeq, a predicted model, not a curated record
AUGACCAAUGGAAGAAAAUUGAGGUCGAAAGAUGAAUUGAAAAAGAAUACAGAUAAAGCAUUGUUCAAUUUUGAAAACAUAAACAAACUUAUUCAUAGAGAUCAAUCGAUUAAGAUAAUUGGCAAAACAUCCAACAAUAGCCUAUACAGAUAUUACGGCGAACAUGAAACCUCCAUACCAAUCAAUAUUAAUAAGAUUAGGGACAUAGAGUCAUGUAAUAAUAUUUCCCACAGAAAAUCAAAACAAAAAGUAGAUAUACUUGAAGAUAGCAUUUAUGAAAUAUUUCACAAGAAGAUGAAAAAAGAAGAACGGACCAUGGUAAACAUAGAUAGAAGCCGAAUAUUUUCUGAAGUCGAUAAUUUAUAUUUGCUGUUGCAAUCAUUGAAUCAAUACGAUUGGAUUAGGCAUUUACCAAGUAUCACACAUAUAAAUGAUAUUAGAGAUUAUGAUGAAUUGGAAAGCAAAAAGGAUCUAACGAUCAAAGAAAUACAAAGAAUUAUUAACAAGUUUGAAAACUGGAAGAGGAGACAAGAUAAAUUGAUUAGCGAUAUUAAAAAGUAUGACACUAUUCGUGAUGAUUCAGACCACGAACAAGACUUUCACUUGCCCAUGGAAUACUUGAAACAAAAGAGAUUAAAGCAACGACGCAUGCAAGCUGGACCCAUUAUUAAAUUAAACCUUCGUAAUGGGUAUGCUCUAGUCAUUGAGCCAUUUGCAAAUCCUAGAAUCGUAAAGAUCGAAGAUAAACCAAAGCAUCAAGAUACAAUGAGAAAGUUGAAAGGAACCAAUUCACUUAGGCUCAAUAAUAAUUCGAAACAUUCUUUUCGAAAGAAGGGUGUGGAUGCAUCUACAGAAUUAAAUGAAUUGAAUUUUCAAUAUGAUGAACAGAAGAAUAUAGCUUUUGGCAAGCCGUUUCCAAAUAUAAAACAGGCACAAAGCUUUUCCUUAAAUUCAGAAUGGAGAUUACGUGCAAAUGAAUGGAAAAACGGAAGGGAGAAGUUACGAAAAAAAUUACGGAAAUUAAAUAAUUAA